UAGAGGCAAACAGAAGAGAGGAGAUGGUGGAAGAGGAAAGAAGGGAAUUCCUUGAAAAUUACAAGAGGGGUGACUUAGAGGAGGAGGAGGAAAAGGAAGAAGACAAGGAGGACAUUCUCCCACCUGAUAAAAGUAUCCGAAGGAGAGCUGUGGGCUGGAUAAAUAAGAAGUGGGAGAAGAGGAACCUCAAGAAGAUCGAGAGAACCUAUCAGAGAGAAGCUGAGGAGGGCUAUAAGAUCGUCCACAUAGCCAUCCCUGGACACACAAGGCUAACAGCCACCAUGACACGGGCAGAGAGAGAGAGGGAGAAGAGGAAGGAGCUGCUGAAGGCUGAGAAGAGAAGGAAGAAGAUGGAGGAUUUUAAUAAGCAGUGGAAAGAGCAGUCCCUGCUUAAAAAACAAACUUAUCAGAAACUGAAGGAGGAGAGGGGGAAGAUGAAGGGACAUUACCUGGAGCAGAUGAAUCUGGAGGCUGAUGCUCAAAUCAACACCCGGUGUCUAACCACCCAACACAGCCACGAUUAUCUGGAGACAACACAGCCCACUGGAUCUGGAGAUGGCCACCAGGAAAGGCCAAGGAGGCAACAGGCAUGGGCAGAGAUCCAGGAGGGGAGUUCAGAGAACCAGCAGGAGUGGCCAGAGAACCAACAGGGGGGGCCAGACAGCCAGCAGCUAGAAGCUCCAGAAGAGGCUGAAACAUCAGAGCCAACCUCCAAGAACAAGAAAAGGCCAGGCAUCUGGAAGAGAAUUAAGAUGGGGUAAAGAAUGUUUAAACAUCUAUUCAUGUUUUACACUGUUAAUAUAUAUGUUGUCACU
This is a messenger RNA of Salvelinus namaycush (lake trout), 815 nucleotides long. Its product is annotated as trichohyalin-like. The record is from RefSeq and is a predicted model, not a curated record. The transcript has 2 exons. Bases 24 to 761 code for a protein of 245 amino acids. Lineage: Eukaryota; Metazoa; Chordata; Actinopteri; Salmoniformes; Salmonidae.